Messenger RNA from Arvicanthis niloticus (Nile rat), 2174 nucleotides. RefSeq names its product septin 7 (gene Septin7). Gene Ontology annotation, cellular component: septin complex. The record is from RefSeq and is a predicted model, not a curated record. NCBI's taxonomy places the organism in Eukaryota, Metazoa, Chordata, Mammalia, Rodentia, Muridae. Gene Ontology annotation, molecular function: GTP binding.
AUUUAAUUUGCAGUCAGCUUCCAAAAUUGGUUUUGAAAGUUGAGUGUUCUUGCCUCUUGUUAUAGAAAAUAAUUCACAUAAUAUAUAAUUAACAUGUACAACAAUGACUCUUACAGGUGGAGCAAUCCAAAGUUUUAAUCAAAGAAGGUGGUGUUCAGUUGCUGUUGACGAUAGUUGAUACUCCAGGAUUUGGAGAUGCAGUGGAUAAUAGUAAUUGCUGGCAGCCUGUUAUCGACUACAUUGAUAGUAAAUUUGAAGAUUACUUAAAUGCAGAAUCUCGAGUGAACAGACGUCAGAUGCCUGAUAACAGGGUGCAGUGUUGCUUAUACUUCAUUGCUCCUUCAGGACAUGGACUUAAACCAUUGGAUAUUGAGUUUAUGAAACGUUUGCAUGAAAAAGUGAAUAUCAUCCCAUUAAUUGCCAAAGCAGACACACUUACACCAGAGGAAUGCCAACAGUUUAAAAAGCAGAUAAUGAAAGAAAUCCAAGAACAUAAAAUUAAAAUAUAUGAAUUUCCAGAAACGGAUGAUGAAGAAGAGAAUAAGCUGGUUAAGAAGAUAAAAGACCGUUUACCUCUUGCUGUGGUAGGUAGUAAUACUAUCAUUGAAGUUAAUGGCAAAAGAGUCAGAGGAAGGCAGUAUCCUUGGGGUGUGGCUGAAGUUGAAAAUGGUGAACAUUGUGAUUUUACAAUUCUAAGAAAUAUGUUGAUAAGAACACACAUGCAGGACUUGAAAGAUGUUACCAAUAACGUACACUAUGAGAACUACAGAAGCAGAAAACUAGCAGCAGUGACUUACAAUGGAGUGGAUAACAACAAGAACAAAGGGCAGCUUACCAAGAGCCCUCUGGCACAGAUGGAAGAAGAAAGAAGGGAACAUGUAGCCAAGAUGAAGAAGAUGGAGAUGGAGAUGGAACAGGUGUUUGAGAUGAAGGUCAAAGAAAAAGUUCAAAAACUGAAGGACUCUGAAGCGGAGCUCCAGCGGCGCCAUGAGCAAAUGAAAAAGAAUUUAGAAGCACAGCACAAAGAAUUAGAGGAAAAACGUCGUCAGUUUGAAGAAGAAAAAGCAAACUGGGAAGCUCACAAACGUAUUUUAGAGCAACAGAACUCUUCAAGAACCUUGGAAAAGAACAAGAAGAAAGGCAAGAUCUUUUAAACUCUAUUGACCACCAGUUAUGUAUUAGUUGCCAAUAUGCCAGCUUGGACAUCAGUGUUUGUUGGAUCCGUUUGACCAAUUUGCACCAAUUUUAUCCAUAAUGAUGGAUUUAACAGCAUGACAAAAAUUAUUUUUUGUUGUUGUUCUCGAAGGAGAUUAAGAUGCCUUGAAUUGUCUAGAUAUUGUGUACUUAGAAAUUAACAGCUCUAAGUACCAUUCUACAUUUUUUUCUUUUUUUUUUUUAAAUUAAAAAGAUGUCUUCAGUUUAAUGCAAGAAAACAUUUUACUGUUGUACAAUCAUGUUCUGGUGGUUUGAUUGUUUACAAAAUAUUCUAAAAUAAAAGGACUCUGGAAGGUUUUCAUUGAGGAUAAAUUGCCAUAAUAUGAUGCAAACUAUGCUUCUCUAUGAUAAUUAUAAUACAGAGGUUCCAUUCGAUGCAGCCUAUACAAUAAUGUAUUUAGUCUAACACAGUGGACCCUAUUUUUUGACACUUCCAUUGUUUAAAAGUACACAUGGAAAAAGCCUAUAUGCUUACAGUGCACCUAGAGCUUUUUAUAACAGCCUUUUUUGUUGUUUGUUUGUUUUGGAUUCUUUAAAUAUAUAAAUAUAUUAUUCUCAUUUAGUGUCCCUUUAGCCAGAAUCUCAUUACUGCUUCAUUUUUGUAAUAACAUUUAAUUUAGAUAUUUUCCAUAUAUUGGCCCUGAUAAAUAGAAUAUUAGCAUCUUUCAUAUGGUAGGAACCAACAAGGAAACUUUGCUUUAACUCCCUUUUUACACUUUAUGGUAAGUAGCAGGAGGACAAAUGCAUUUGUAGAUCAUUUCUAGGCAAAUUGUGAAGCUAACGACCAGCCUGUUUCUACCUAUACUCAGUCUUGUUUUACUAGAAAUGGGAAUCAUGGCCUCUUGAAGAGAAAAAAGUCACCAUUCUGCAUUUAGCUGUAUCUAUAUAUUGCAUACCUGUAUUUUUUUGUUUGUAUUGUAAAAAAACUCACAUAAUAAACAAUGUUGUGAUGUAAUAGA